UGGUGGAACGCUACUGCAGAACCAGUGUAUGAAGGACUAGUACAUAGACAAACACACACUUAAAUAACCAGUACAUAGACUGUUACAGAACCAGUCUUUAGAGCACUAGUACAUACCAGUACACAGUCUCACAAGCUGGUUUUUUCCGUUGGCUCUCAUAUUAACCUAUGUAGGAUGUGAUACCAGUCUGUUUUCACCACCACCCCGUUACACCGUUACAGUACAGCUGGGAUCUUGUAUUCUUUUUGAAGCUGAAGUUGUUGCUUUUUGAAUCUCUAGAUCUGUGUGUUAAUUGUGUGGGAAGGUUUUCUAUGAAGAAAGUGUUCUCCAUGUGUUCUGUGAUUAUAGUCGUGUGGUGUUUAUCCGGUUGCUGGGAUUAAUGCAUUUCUGUGCGGCUUAAUACCGUCGUCAUUGGUCGAUCAGCAUAUCUGUUAAUUGGAUUUCGAUCAUCGCACCUGUAAUUUGGAUUUCAGUGCCUGUUAAUAUUGUUUCUCGUUGAUCAACACGCCUGUCAUGUAUUUCGAUAUCUGUUGAUACUGAUUGAUCACCACACCUGGGUAUUAGAUUUCACUACCUGUUAAUAAUGCUAUUGAUCAUUUCACCUGUUCGCUGAUUUCAAUACCUGUUAAUUGUGUUAUUGAUUAUUGAACCUGUAUCUUGGAUUAAUUAGCCUGGAUAAUAUAUAUAUAUAUAUUGUUUGUUGUGCGGAAUGGGAACAUGCCGCUUGGUAAGAAGUGGCGAUCGUUGGAUUUAUUUGGAUCUUAUGAGAAUCUGUUUCUUCAUUCCGAUCACAAGAAGCAUCGACACAGUCACCUAUUUCGCCCCAGACUCUCCAGUCUAAGUGCCAAGGAGGAUGCUGUGUCAUCCAAGAAAGGGGAUGAACCUCCUGAAGGCAGCCAGAUUAAGUUGGUUCAGAGAUGCGUCAUCAUACAGAAAGACGAGAAAGGCUACGGGCUGACGGUGAGCGGAGAUAACCCCGUGUUCGUACAGUCCGUCAAACAAGAUGGCGCUGCAGCCCGAGCAGGAGUUCUGCAGAAUGAUCGGAUAAUUAAGGUGAAUGGUACGCUGGUAACAAACAGAAAUCACAUAGAUGUCGUCAAACUCAUUAAAUCGGGAUCCUAUGUAGCCUUGACCUUGGUGGGGAAGCCACACCCUAGUUUGGGUUCGACACCGUCCAUAAAACAAGCGUCUUUCCGGGACACUUCCGGAGGAAGAGUCACUGCUCCACAACCGGUUGAUCCGGAAAAAGACCGCGAACUAUGGCAGCAGAAAAUUCACACCGUACAGGCCAUGUUGGAACAGGCCAGGGAAGAUACGGAGAAAAUGCAAAGGACGUAUGUUAAAAACCCCAGUGAAAAAUUGCACGCACAGUUGAUAGAGAAGGAAAAGACAGUAAAAAUUUUAGAAAAUCAACUUAGAAGUGCUACUGGCUGUCAGUUUGAACCAACGACACCCGGUCAGUCACUGAGACCCGACUCCAUCAUCUCGGACUUUGACCCCAUGGAACACCCGACCUCGCCUUCCUGGUACCAGCAGACGGAGGGCAUGCGGCGACACAUAAAGCAGGCGUCUGUGCCUGUGGCCCUGUAUAAAACGGGCGAGUCGAGAGAGACUCGGUCCAGCCAGGUGUCGCGGUCGAAAUCGGACGUCACGACGCGGCGUCAGGCCGCGUUCUCGAUGCACCAUCACGUUAGCUACAGUAGCCAGGGCAGAGAGUUCAGACAAGAGGCAGCUGGCAGCAUUAUAAAGAAAAUUAAGCGGGCCGUUUCAUUACCGACGACAGUGUCCGAUGCGGGAAGCAUGUCAGACAGUCCGACCACAAGUCCUAGCGUGUCGCCCACCCCGACACACCCUAACAACAUGAGAGAUAUCGACGAGGGGAGCAGCAAGGUCGAUUCUGGCAUUGAAGAUGGUGUGACGUCAGUGCCACAACAGAUUAUCAGUAUGGAAGAUGAGGACUUCAAUUCGGAGGAGGAACAGUUGGAAGGGAAACUAUGGACAACACGUCCCGUUUCCCCACUGCUCAGCAAACUACAAACCCUCGAGUCGAGCGACCCUGGUCCAUUUGUCGACAUCACGACUCUAGAGAAGAAACCAGCACAUCUUUCUAUUUUUCUUCAUUAUCUCAUCUCAAACAGCGACCCGUCAUCACUGUUUUUCUACAUGGUGUCCGAUGUAUAUUCGCACGCCCAGGGCAGUGUGAAGGAUCUACGCAAGUGGGCAUACGAAAUAUAUUCCACGUUUCUGGCAGCUAAUGCACCUCUGAAAGUGGAGAGUGUGGAGGACAAGAUGCUGGACACACUAGUGAUAACGUUGCAGUCGUCCAGCGAGACCAUGCUGCGGUCCAUGUUCGACCACGCGCGGCAGGCCGUCAAGGUGGAGAUACAGGAUCUGCUGCUCGACUUCAGAAACAAGAAGGAUCUCGGUCUGGGAAACAUCUACGGGGCCCAUGAACUGCAGGAGGACAUGGACCGAGCGAAAGAACAAAAAGCCAUAGAAAAAUACCUGGUGCCUCACUUAGACCGGUUCUCUAAAGAGAACAUCAAGUCGGACCGGGACCAGGCGAUGGGCUGGGCACUCGUGACGUUUCUCAAACAGGUGGGCAUGACGAAGGCCGUGCCCAUGGAGCGGGUGCAGAGUUUCGUCAUGAAGGACAAGAAGGGACUUAAGUUCCUGCCCGGGAAGUCAGGGAAGGGCAAGACACAUAAAGGUCACCAGCUGACCUCCCAGCAUUAUUCGUCUGUGACCUUCUGUAAUCAGUGCAGAGGUCUCAUUUGGGGCGUCGGAUACCAGGGCUUUCAGUGCCAGUUGUGUGAAAUCAACAUCCACAAGCAGUGCGUGGACGACUUGGUGGAGAUGUGUAGUGGUAAACACAAGAAGGGCGACCGCAAGUCACGGUCAGGCUCGGGGUUAGCUCUGCCGCUACCUGGUCGGAAACAGAGCAACCCAAACAAAGAUGCAGGGAUCUCUGCUCUUGUAGUGCAAGAAGUGAUAAACGACGUGUGCGAUUCGAAGGCGGAAAUCUCCAUCCAGACGCAGCCAUUCAAGAGUCCUGACGAGCAGAGUGAACUCGACGUCAUACUUUCCAAAAUAGCUGGUCUGCCUGCUGGCCAUUCCGUGAAACACAUCAUCGAGAGAUACGAGGUAGACAGACCCUCGGACAAACAGACAUCAGACAAACCAGCAGACACCCCACAAACAAGUAAAGACCUCGGCAGAUCCGAGAGCAUGAAAGGGAGAGGCGAGAAAAGUGAUCGUCCCACUAGACGUGCCAAGAGUGAUGUUGAGAUGGAUGACAACACUGUUAAAGCUCUCAACCAAUCGGGUAGCUCUUCCACAUCAAGUCUGUCCAAUCGAAGCUUGGAGAGCCCAAACGCCUUACAAGAAACCAUGAAUGAGAUUACCGCAGACUCCGACUUCGAAGUCGACACAGAAUUACCUCCCUUGAAGAAGGUCCUUGGCGACGAUGUCAUGAAGAAACUGAAACCAAAAGAGAAGAAACGACAAGAAGUUUUAAAUGAACUGUUCUACACGGAGAGGGCUCAUGUGCGGAAUCUGAAGAUUCUCGAUCGCUUGUUUCAUCGCCUGAUGCUUUCAGAGGGCGGCGUCACGUCCGACCUAGCCAAAGCCUUGUUUCCCAACCUCGAUCAAAUGAUUUCCUUCCACUGUAGUAUGAAUAAUGAGAUGAAGAAACGUAGACAGGAGAGUCCAUGUGUCGACCAAGUUGGUGAUAUUUUAUUAAGAAGGUUCGACGGAGAGGCUGGGGAGGAAUUCCGCCAGGGAUGUGCCGAGUUCUGCAGAAAUCAAACGUUCGCCCUGGAAGCCCUGAAGAAACAGCAGCGCAAAGACCAGAGGCUUUCCCAGUUCCUUAAUGAGGCAGCUAUGAACCCACUGUGUCGCAGGUUUGAGCUCAAAGACCUCAUCCCCACCCAGAUGCAGCGUUUAACCAAAUACCCUCUUCUCAUAGACCAGCUCCUUAAAUAUACUCAAUCAUCCUCUGAGGAGUACCAGCACCUGGAGAGGGCCCAGAAGAAGAGCAAGGCAAUCCUGGCGUACGUGAACCAGGCCGUGAAGGAGUGCGAGAACUACCACCGCCUCAAGGACAUGCAGAAACGCCUCGACAAGCGCUCCAUAGAGAACUCAAACGACCCUCACGUAGAGGAACUUAAGAAGCUGGAUCUGCUGCAGCACAAGCUGGUACAUGACGACCACCUGAUGUGGCGGCUGCGCCCGAACCGCCUGAUGGACGUGCACGUGCUACUGUUUGAGGACAUCCUUGUGUUGCUGCAGAAGCAGGAUGACAAGCUGAUCCUCGGCCAGAUCAACCUGUCGCCGCGCGUCGACCGCGACACCAAGGACCGCGACGCCAAGGACACCAAGGACAAGUACAGCUACACGCACAGCCCCGUGCUGCAGAUACGCAACCUGCUCGCCAGAAAUGUCGCCGUCGAUAAAAAAGCCUUUUUUGUUGUAAAUACAUCUGCAAUUGGACCUCAAAUUUACGAGUUCGUCGCAGAAUCUCAAGAUCAAAGGAAAAAGUGGUUAAAACAUAUCAAUGACCUCGUGGAUGAGCAGAAGAAGCAGCAUCUGAAGAGUCCCUCCAAUAGUAAUAUGCAGCCCACCCCCCAGCAGGAAGAAAUUACAUUAAUACGACAAACAUUAACACGCGAGCACUCCAACCAGAAGUACGACUCUCCGUCAGCGGAAGCGAGAGCAGAACCGUCGUCGCGCCCAGCUGGUCUGGUUGCGAUAAACAACCCCGAGGUAGCCGACGUCUACCAGGUGGCCGACACGACACACCACUUGAUACAGCCCGACGAGGUGGACAUCUCCAACACUGUCACCACGGUCGCCGAGUCUGUGUGCACCCCUAUUGAGAAACUACGUCGGAACGACGAACGGUUAAAGACCAUUCUUGAGGAAAGGGAGACAAUUCUUAGAGAGAUGAGAAACCAUGGUUACACCGAGAAGUCGACCGACUCCCAGGGUGUGACUGGCGAGAUUUGCGAUGUGGAUGAUCGUGACGAGAGACAGCUGGUAGUUAGCGCCAUGGAGCAGAACAAUCAGCUGAUGAGCCGUAUUAACUGUCACUAUAACUCCCUCACCCCUCCAAGCCCUCACAUGUCGGCACAGCUGGCUUCUCCAAAGGGAGAGCAGCAGAAAGCGUCGAUUCCGAUACCGAUGGAUCAACUCCGAGACAUGGCGACCAGAAUGAAUCAAAUAUUGACAAACUUGUUGGCCGCGGUGAACAGUAAAGAGGACGAGCGAGGUCACCUGAGAGAGGAGCUGCGUGAGGCGCAGGCCAAGCUGAACAAGUUGCGAGAGCUGCAGCGUGCCGCCAUGGGCAUCAUGCCAACGCCGCAGAGUCGCCCGGCUAGCUUCGUGUCGGUCGCGUCGUCCAUCUCGGAGACCACGGAGGAGGAAGAGGCGGGGGGCGCAAUGGGGGCCGAGGGAAACGAGACAGUCGAUGACAUGGUCUCCAAAAUUUCCGAGGAAGCUCGGAACAUGAUGAGCGAUGCGGAAAUGCUUCGACCCGGAGUGGACGAAAUGUCUGACACCGAAGUUCAAAACCUGAUGUCGAACGAGUCGAAUGAAACCAUCGUAAGGGAGACCACUCUGAUAACCAACUCUCCAUUCGUGGAGUCUGUGACGGAUUUGGAUGUUGAUACUAAGGACACUGAAGUGCUGAAAGCACAAGAAGAAGGAGGAGGAGGUGAAACGGAGAAAGAGAGAGAGAAGGAUGUUGAGAAAUCGGUAGAGGAAGUGCUGCGGGAAGUCGACAGGGUGGAGAAGACGAUGAAACUGGAAGCAGAGAAUGAGUCGGAUAAAGAAACGCAAGACGUGGAAAACGCUGAAAGAGAACUGCAUGCAAAAAUGAGCGACAGUGACGACGACAACUAUCAUGACGUCACCGACGGCAUCGAGAUAACGACGGACGAUAACAGAGUGAACAAUAACGAUUUGGAAAAGCCGGGAAACUGCGCCACCGUCGUGGAGGAAGCGGAAUUCUUUGGUGGCGGAGAGGAGGAGCCCUCCUCCGUAUCGCAGGUUGCCAUGGAAACGGAGUCGUCGUCAGAAACUCUGACCUCAGACCCUCCCGUGGCGGCCGAUUAUGGUGGCGGUGUCGUCGACGACAACAACGAUGGCGUACAGGGGUCCAUGACAACAGACCUGGACGAAGGUGGUGCUAGUGACCUUGACCUUGACCCUGACGUCAGUGUUAUUCCUAAUUCGCUCGAAUCCGGGGAAACGGAUUUAGAUGCUGUGACAAAACCGGAGCAGCUGACACUAAUGGACGUCGGCAAAGUUGGCCAGGAAAAAAGUGAAAAGUGUGAUUCGGAAUCAACUGCGGAUACAGCAGACGAAAGGCAGGCAAAACCAACGGGCCCUAUAGAAAUAUAAAAAAAAUAUAUAUAUAUAUACAUAUAUAUAUCACUAUCCAUACCUGUACAUAUAUAACAUAUACCCUGAUGCCCUUAUCUGUAUAGUUUGGCAUUAAUUGUUAAUGUACAAGUAAUAAUAGUCUGUUUAUAAAAUAUGCAAGAUAUUAAAUUGAAUUAUUCC
Gigantopelta aegis is the source of this 6564-nucleotide messenger RNA. Its product is annotated as rho guanine nucleotide exchange factor 11-like. The record is from RefSeq and is a predicted model, not a curated record. Gene Ontology annotation, biological process: G protein-coupled receptor signaling pathway; intracellular signal transduction. The transcript is spliced from 41 exons. NCBI's taxonomy places the organism in Eukaryota, Metazoa, Mollusca, Gastropoda, Neomphalida, Peltospiridae. Gene Ontology annotation, cellular component: cytoplasm. The coding region runs from base 718 to 6402 and encodes 1894 amino acids. Gene Ontology annotation, molecular function: guanyl-nucleotide exchange factor activity; G protein-coupled receptor binding.